Messenger RNA from Punctularia strigosozonata HHB-11173 SS5, 2229 nucleotides. RefSeq lists its product as uncharacterized. The record is from RefSeq and is a predicted model, not a curated record. Gene Ontology annotation, molecular function: ATP binding; ATP-dependent chromatin remodeler activity; metal ion binding. The transcript is spliced from 13 exons. Lineage: Eukaryota; Fungi; Basidiomycota; Agaricomycetes; Corticiales; Punctulariaceae. Bases 1 to 2229 code for a protein of 742 amino acids.
AUGAACCAGCAGAACGUGGUCGACGACUUCGGGGCGUGGGACAGCGACGAUGAUGACGAGGCGCCGCUCGCGAAGAAAGCCAAGGGUAAAACGUCGAAGGCGAAGGGCAAGGGCAAAGGGAAAGGCAAGCGCGCAGCGUCAGAGGAUCCGCCGACAACUAUGGCCGAACUUCGCCGGAGGAACCAGGAAGAGCGCCGCCGAAUUUUGGCGGCGAAGAGAGCUGUGCGCGAGGAGGAGUACGCAAUGCGCAUGGAGCUGGGUCGGGGGCUCACCCAUGCGGAGAAGACUGCUCUCGCUCUCAGAAGGCAGCAUCCGGAGUUAAAGCACGCCUGGGGUGACUUGCAAGCGAAGGUGGAGGUUGUUCAACCGCAAAAGGCCCCACAACCGGAGGGCCUCAAGGUCACCCUCCUGCCAUUCCAGCAGGAAAGUCUCUUCUGGAUGCGAAAGCAGGAGCAAGGACCUUGGUCUGGUGGAAUCCUUGCUGAUGAGAUGGGCAUGGGGAAGACUAUCCAAAUCAUUUCCCUGCUCGUUUCUGACCCUCGGAAGCCCAAUCUCGUCAUUGCCCCGACGGUCGCUGUCAUGCAGUGGCGGAAUGAGAUUGCCUCGCAUACCGAGGGCAUGAAAGUCAUCGUAUGGCACGGAUCCGGCAGAGAAUCGAGUCCAUCAGAGCUGAAGAAAUACGACGUGGUAUUGACGACGUAUGCUGUCAUGGAAAGCGCGUUCCGCAAGCAGCAGAGCGGCUUCAAGCGCAAGGGGCAGAUCGUUAAAGAAAAGUCGGCCUUACAUCAGAUCGAGUGGGCCCGCAUCGUUCUUGACGAGGCGCACAACAUCAAGGAGCGGGCCACGAACACCGCCAAAGCCGCCUUCGAGCUUAAGGGCCAACACCGGUGGUGCUUGUCCGGAACUCCAUUACAGAACCGCGUUGGCGAGCUUUACAGUCUCAUCAGAUUCCUCGGCGGCGAUCCAUUUGCGUACUAUUUCUGCAAGCAAUGCGACUGCAAAUCGCUCCACUGGAGGUUCAGCAACAAACGAAACUGCGAUGAAUGCGGUCAUACGCCGAUGCAGCACACUUGCCUUUGGAACACCGAGGUCUUGACGCCUAUUCAGAAGCAUGGCAUGGUCGGGCCCGGCCAAACGGCCUUCAAGAAGCUGCGGAUUCUUCUCGACCGCAUGAUGUUGCGCCGAACCAAGGUAGAGCGCGCGGAUGACCUCGGCUUACCACCUAGGACGGUCAUCGUGCGCAAGGACUACUUCAGCCCGGAGGAGAAGGAGCUCUAUUUCUCUCUUUUCUCUGAUGCGAAGCGCGAGUUCAGCACCUACGUUGACUCCGGUACCGUUUUAAACAAUUACUCGAACAUCUUCAGCUUGUUGACCCGCAUGCGCCAGAUGGCUUGCCAUCCGGACCUCGUCAUUCGGAGCAAGACGAAUGCGAACAAAUUCAUCGGCGAAGGGGAUAUUGGCGAGGCCACCGUCUGCAGGCUUUGCAACGACAUCGCGGAGGACGCGAUUCAGUCUCGCUGUCGUCACAUCUUCGACCGCGAAUGUAUCAAGCAGUACCUCAACACCGCCGUGGAGCAGACGCCCGCCUGUCCUGUUUGUCACCUUCCUCUCACCAUCGACCUCGAGGCGCCAGCGCUCGAACUGGAAGAUAACUCCAAAAUCCGCCAGGGUAUACUCGGCCGCCUCAACAUCGACACCUGGCGCUCUUCGACGAAGAUCGAAGCGCUGAUCGAAGAGCUGGACAACGUUCGGCGCCAAGAUGCGACCACGAAGAGCAUCGUCUUCAGCCAGUUCGUUAACUUCCUGGACCUCAUCGCGUUCCGGCUGCAGCGCGCCGGCUUCGUGGUGUGCCGGCUCGAGGGGACUAUGAGCCCCCAGGCGCGCGACGCCACGAUUAAGCAUUUCAUGAACAACGUGCACGUUACGGUCUUUUUGGUCAGCUUGAAGGCUGGUGGUGUCGCGCUCAACUUGACGGAAGCUUCCCGAGUGUAUCUUAUGGACAGUUGGUGGAAUCCCGCGGUGGAGUUCCAAGCAAUGGAUCGUAUCCAUCGUUUGGGUCAGCAUCGUCCCGUGCAAGCUAUCAAGAUGGUCAUCGAGGAUAGUAUCGAGAGCCGCGUUGUCCAGUUGCAGGAGAAGAAGUCGGCGAUGGUGGAUGCUACGCUUUCGACCGAUGAUUCAGCUAUGGGUCGUUUGACGCCGGAGGACCUCGGUUUCUUAUUCAGGCUCUAG